Messenger RNA from Colletotrichum destructivum, 4632 nucleotides. RefSeq names its product Putative sugar transporter, major facilitator superfamily, MFS transporter superfamily. Bases 1 to 1920 code for a protein of 639 amino acids. Gene Ontology annotation, molecular function: basic amino acid transmembrane transporter activity. Lineage: Eukaryota; Fungi; Ascomycota; Sordariomycetes; Glomerellales; Glomerellaceae. The transcript is spliced from 6 exons. The record is from RefSeq and is a predicted model, not a curated record. Gene Ontology annotation, biological process: basic amino acid transport; transmembrane transport. Gene Ontology annotation, cellular component: fungal-type vacuole membrane.
AUGGCACCCUGGACGAAACCCGAGUCGUCGCCAGCCUCCAACGGCCAACUCCCCCGAGCAACGGAUGAGCGCACGCCUCUCCUCCAGGUCGACGAGCCAACGACCCCUCUGCCUAUCACCCAGCAGGACGCGGACGCCAUCCCGCCGAAUGACUUUGACAUCCUCCUGUCGCGGUCCCUCCCCACCUCGGGCCCCUUCCUUGAGCCCGAGUCGACCGUGAACCCACUCCUCCGCGGUCCCCGCCGCUACAGCACCGCCUCCAAGAACCGCCGGCCCUCGCUCGCCAGCCGCUCUGACCGCGAUGCUGUCGCCGACUCCGCCGCCGCUGCCUACUCCGACGACGAUCGAGACCGCGACUCGGACGACGCCGUCUCCGUCAGCAGCGCCGCCUCGACCCCGUAUCUCAAUGGCAUCUCCCGCUCCCGCUUCUGGUUCAUCUUCGCCGAGAUCCUGCUGACCUACUUCAUCGCCUGCUUCGACGGCACCAUCAUGGCUUCGUCCCACCCCGUCAUCACCUCCUACUUCCACGCCUCCCACAGCGCCUCGUGGCUGUCCACCGCCUUUCUGCUGACCUCGUCCGCCUUCCAGCCCUUGCUUGGCCGCCUGUCCGACAGCAUCGGCCGCAAGCCGCCCUACGUCGCGACCAUGGUCAUCUUCACCUUCGCCACCAUGUGGUGCGCCCUCGCCCAGAGCAUGACGAGCUUCAUCUUCGCCCGCGCCCUCUGUGGUCUCGGUGCGGGGGGCAUGAUGACCCUGGGCAGCAUCAUCGUCAGCGACCUGGUCCCGAUCGAGAACCGCGGCGCGUACCAGUCGUACAUCAACAUGAUCUAUGGCGUCGGGUCCGCCCUCGGGGCCGCCCUGGGCGGCGCCAUGGCCGACCACCUCGGCUGGCGCUGGGAGUUCGGCGUCCAGGUCCCGCCCCUGAUCCUCUGCUGCGUCAUCGCCGUUAUCGCCGUCCCCAGCGACCUCGGCCUCGCCGGCAAGCGGGAGACCUUUGUCCAGGCGCUCAAGGCCUUUGACUUCAAGGGCUCCAUCCUCCUGACCACGUCAAUCACCUUCUUCGUCCUUGGUCUGAACCUGGGAGGAAACAUCCUGCCGUGGUCCCACCCUGUCGUGAUCGCGUCGCUCGUCAUCUUCGGUGUCUGCUUCCCCGUCUUCCUCUACGUCCAGUCCUACGUCGCCCGUCCCAUCAUGCCCCUCUACCUCGUUCGCCGGUCGCCGCGCAUGAACAUCAUCUUCUCCAACUUCUUCGCCGCCCUUUUGAGCAACGCCAUCCUCUUCAACAUUCCCCUCUUCUUCCAGGCCGUCCUCCUGACGACGGCCACCUCCUCCGGCCUGCGCCUUGUCAUCCCCUCCCUCGUCUCCUCGGCGGUUGGCACCGCAACGGGUUUCCUCAUCACCUACACCCGCCGCCUCAAGUGGCCUGUCCUCACCGGCGCCGUCGCUCUCCUCGUCGGCACCGUCGCCCUCUCCAGCAUGCGCCGCGGCUGGGCCUCGUGGGUCUACCUCUUCUGCCUGGUGCCCUCCUCCAUCGGCCAGGGCUUCCAGUUCCCGGGUUCCUUCAUGGCCAUUCUCGUCGCCAGCGAGCAGCGCGAGCAGGCCGUCGUCACGAGCACCCUCAUCCUCUGGCGCUCGCUCGGCAUGGUCCUCGGCGUCGCGAGCAGCAGCCUCGUCGUGCAGAACGCCCUCGUCGGGUAUCUCGACGAGUACGUCCAGGGGCCCGACAAGGACGAGGUCAUCCGCAAGGUCAGGGAGAGCGUCGAGUCCAUCGUCAAGCUGCCCGAGCUGUACCGCGAGCAGGUCGUCAUGAGCUACGAGGCGGCGCUGAGGACGACUUUCUUGUGUUGCACCGUGAUAGCCUUCCUGUCGGUGUGCCUAUUGGUCCCCAUCAAAUUGCCCAGGCUCGGCUCGAGGAAGUAAGAUCGGACGCGAACCAGUGUGUUGCUGUUGUUCUUGGUAAAACGAAAAGUCGAUCUUUAUUGUGGUACAUUGUAGCAUCUUGCAUGGCAUCUAGCGGAGCGUUCCAAGGAGCGACAUCAUACAGCUUCAAAUUUGUCGUGUCCAGGCAGUCGUAGUAGUAGUAGUAGCAGUGGUUAUGGUAGUAGUGGUACUACUACUACUAACAAUCUUCCCUUCAUCAUCCUGUAAUAUUACACAUGUUUUCAGUAAUGCCCAUUGACCCCGUUAGCCCGCAGAGCAUCAAGUUCGUCCUUCGUCUUGCGAUACAGCUCUUGUGCCUCGCGUUCUCUUGUGCUGACGAAGCCGACCUCGUCUCUCAACGCGGCCAGACGUCGCUGGAUCGCGACUUCUUCCGAAAUAGCUAGUGUCUUGAAUCCGCUGAGUGCAUUGUCCGCCUUUUCCAGUGCCUCGGCGGCCGCGCCGAUCUUGUCCUUCAGCAUCUUCUGUCGCUUCUGGUAUCCACCCAGAUGCAAGCCCAGCUUCUUCUCAAGCUUGAUACCCUCCUCGGCGGUAGUCGCGAUCGAGUCUUGAAUAGACUCAAAGGCCUCUUUCAUGGCCGCCUCCUCUUCCUCUUCGUCGUCGCCGUAACAUCCCAAGCCAAGUAAGAAUGAGUUCUUGCUGCGGCUCUCGAAUGAAGCUUGGAUCUCGGCCGCAGGAGGUUUCGGCUUUGUCUCUGACAGAAUCUGAAGGCGUGCCUCGGCCAAGUCAUCGUCGCUGAUGGUGUCCAAACGAGGGGCGAUCCCGCUGACUUUAGACCCGGGCAAAGGGUACUUGACGGCAUCGUUGGCGACCAGCGCGGCAGCUUCUCUAGCGAUGAGCAACUGGGCGGUGUCCUGGAUUGCUUCGGCACUUGAUAACAGUGCGGACACGUCGACUUUGACCGGCCGAGGCAACUGUCUCUGCAUGACUUGUGUCCGCCUCCGCGCUUCCAGAGCUUCCUGCGCUGCCCUGAACUCGCGUUCCCGGCGAUCCCUUUCACCGGCAUCUUCCAUGAGCAUGUCCUCGUUGGCGGCCACCUCCCGUUGGUCUUCGGGAAGCUCAAGCUCCCAUUCGGUGUCUUUGGGCUUGGGCAGAGACGCUAGGCCUUGCUUGAGUUGGCUGCGCAGGGCCAUCUGUCGCAGUUUGACAUCCUGGGGUGUCGCCGAGACGAGGGCCUGGGUCCCAUCGGCGUUCAAGGCAAAGCUGUCGCGAGGUGUCCUCAUCGGAGUCUGUCCAACACGUGCAGGAGUCUGGCCGACACCAUUGGCAUGCAUCGGAGUCGCCAGGGGGUUCGGUGUUGCGACGACUUGCUUGCGAGGGGCGACACCGUCAAACCCGGUCGACUCGGAUCCUUCGUGCAGAGGCGUGUUCUCUCCACCUAGCAAUGAGGACUGGGUGUUUGUCAAGGCUCUAAUGUUCCGGAUCUCGUUGGCGAUGUGGUCUUCUUGGGCAGGGGCUCGUGGGGUUCGAAUUGGCGCGUUGUUGUUCAAGGUCGAGUAUUCGCUGAUUAGUCCCCGGGUUGCAUCGUUGUCGCUUUCGCGCGCCAUCAUGCUUGCCCUCUCGCCCAUCAUGCCCAUCUUGACGAUUUCCUCCAAUUCGCCCUCGCUCACCUGGGGAGCUGGCAGGUUCAGCGCCCUCCUCUUGCUGCUCUGCUCGGCCUCUCGGAUCUUCUGCAUCUGACCGGCCUUCACGGCGGCUUGGAACGAUGCUGAGGGCGCAUCCUUCUCCUUCUUCCUCCUCUUGCUCUCGCCGUCGUCGUCGCCAUCGCCCUUGCGCUUGCUUGCAAUCUGCUGUUUUCUCGGGUCGAACGCCUCGCGCUGGUGCUCGUUGCGGACCUGCUCUUCGACGGUGUCGUAGAAGCCCGGGGCGGCUUUCCUCUCAAAAGGGAUGUCGGCGUUGUAGUCCAUCUGGCCCUUCUUGCGUGUGACGACCUUGAUGUUGAUGCCGGCCGUCUUGAGCUCACGGCGCUUCUGGAGGGCGGCCAAGCGGCGCGACUCCUCCUGCUGACGUUCUCUAGCCUUCCUCUUCGCUUUUUUUCCUUGUGUGUUUGCGAGACGUGCUCUCGCUUCGCUCAGCAUCUCCUUUUCAUCUUCGUCGAGGUCGAUCGUAUCGGGUCGGGCCGGCUUGCUUUCGGGGUCCGGAUCGACUUCGCCGGGGCGCAAUCUUCUAACAUCGUCGGCGCUAGGCGCGGAUGCCUCGCCUCCGUCUAUGCCUGUUAGGCCAAACUGGCCGGCCUCUCUAGCUUCUGCUUCGUCGAGGAGCUUCUGGUAUCGUUCCAGACAUUGGUUGGCGGUUCGGCCGACAGCGGGUGCGAUGGUACGCCAUUGGGUGGGCAUGAGCUUGGCGAGGUGGAGGAGCUUUUCGUCUUCUUCUUUGCUCCAUUCCGUCUUCUUGAUGCUCGGAUCCAACCACUCGUUCCAUCUGGCCUUGCAUUGCUUCGGAGUCUUGCGGGCGAGCAGCGACGAAACACGCGCCCACUGGUUCAGGCCAUACUUGGAAACGGAGGCCUUGAGGAUUUCAUCCUCGAUGUUGGUCCAGACGCCUCCCUUGACGACACCCAUUUUGGAGUACCUGAUUGAAUAAAUCGGGUCAGUGGCGUGGUUGUUGUCGUUGUCGUUGUCGAAAGUCCCCGUCGCGAGGGCGUCCGUUGCGCAAAGGAAAUUGAGUCGCGAGGCCAAUCGUCAAGGAUUUAGG